ACUGGGUACCAAACAGCUCUGUGUCACAUGAGAGGCCUGGCUGGAGUCACAGUGGCCCAGGAUACUAUUCUUAGCUGCAGGAAUGUACACAGUGGCCUCAUGGCGAGCGCCGCAGCUCCUCACUGCAGAGCCUCGUCGUUUCUGUGUGUCGUGCUCCUUCUCGCUCCCGGAGAACACGACCCACUCUCUCUUUCUGAACCAUGUUUUUUAUUGUGUGCUCGGAGAUGAUUCUUUUUCAGACCACACUGACAAGAUAUCUUGGAUAUUGUUGACUUUCUGAGGGCGGGAGAAUGGCCUGUGGACCAUGUGAAGUUUUCGCUUUCAAAGACUCAGAGCUUCCCUCCAACCUCCUCGUCCAGCUCAACAUCCUGCGGCAGGAGCGCAUCCUGACCGACGUCCUGCUCUGCACCGAGCAUCAGGAGAUCCCCUGCCACAGGAACGUCCUGGUGUCCAGCAGCCCGUACUUCCGCGCCAUGUUCUGCAGCAACUUCCUGGAGAGCAGCCAGGCCCGGGUGAACCUGAAGGGAAUCUCCUCGAGCGUCAUCAGUGGCAUCGUGGACUACGUCUACACGGGCUGCAUCUCCAUCACGAUGGAGAUUGUGCUGCCGCUCAUGCAGGCAGCAUCCAUGCUUCACUACGGAGGUCUCUUUGAGGCCUGCUCACUGUUUCUCCAGGGGCAGCUGAGUCCAGAGAACUGUCUGAGCAUGAUCCGCCUCUCUGAGAUCCUCCACUGUGAGAGCUUGAGGGAGAGGGCCAAGGAGAUGGCCGUGAGGUGCUUCUCUGACGUUGCUGCCACAGAGGACUUCUGCGAGCUGUCUCUCCCUGAGCUCAUGUGUUACCUCGAAGAUGACCGUCUUUGUGCCGAGGAGGAGCAGGUGUUUGAGACCCUGCUGGCGUGGAUCCACCAUGACCCGUUCUCACGACGCGGCGCGAUCCACGACCUCUUCAAGAAGGUCCGUCUUCGCUACAUCCAUCCAACGUACCUCUUCCAGUUCAUAGCCAAUGACCCCCUGGUGCAGUCGUCCACGCUGUGCACCGAGAUCAUCGACUCGGUGCGUCGCCUGAUGCUUACAGUCAGCACUAAGUGUAGCCGUGAGCUCAAGCCGCUGUGGACCACACCUCGACGCUACACCUGCAGAGAAACACUGGUGGUGGUUGGAGGACGCAAGAACAACGAGCAAACCUCACGUGAAGCACUGCUGUACGACGAGAGGACCCAUCGUUGGCAGUGGUUGGCCAAGCUCCCUCUGCGGCUCUACAGAGCUGCAUACGUGUGCAUCCACAGCAUCCUCUAUGUGCUCGGCGGCCUGAGCCUGUGCAUGCCGUCGGGCGACAGCUCGGUCAGCGCCACAGUUUACACACUCUCCCUCAAGACAAACCAAUGGAGGACUGCCGAGCCCAUGUCGGAGCCACGGUACGCCCACCAGAGUGUGUCCUAUCAGCACUUUAUUUUUGUGUUGGGAGGCAUCGGGGUAGACAAGCGGAUCUCUCAGUCGGUGGAGAGGUAUAACAGUAUGUUUAACCAGUGGGAGGCGAUGGCGCCGAUGCCCACAGCCGUGCUGCAUCCGGCCGUUGCAGCCAGUGAUCAGAGGAUCUAUGUCUUUGGAGGGGAGGACGCCAUGCAGAACCCAGUCAGGCUGAUUCAGGUUUAUCACAUCGCUCGCAAUUUGUGGUCGAGGCUGGAGACGAGGACGGUGAAAAACGUCUGUGCCCCAGCUGCUGUCAUAGAGGACAGGAUCUACAUCAUAGGAGGGUACACCAGGCGAAUGAUCGCCUACGACACCAAAGCCAACAAGUUUGUCAAGUGCGAGAAUCUGAAGGAGCGAAGGAUGCACCACAGCGCGACCGUGAUCAACAACAAGCUCUACGUCACCGGCGGACGCAUCCUCAACGGCCAAGAUGUCAUCGAGGACUCGGACUGCUUCGAGUGUUACGACCCAAAGACGGACGUUUGGACGUCAAAAGGCUCUUUGCCGUACAAGCUGUUCGACCAUGGCUCUCUGCCACUGGUCUGUGUAUCCAACAGACCCAACCCACCAUGACCUUUCAUCCAAUCUGCCACUUUUGGCAAAAAUUGGCUACAAGUUCUCCACCUCCCUUUCGCCAUGAUCUAUCGGCCUCUAGCUUCACAAAUGGGAAACCAUUUUGUAACAGACUGCAUUGUCUCACGCAGCUCAGUCUCUGCCACAGCUUAGCGGCACGUUAAUCCAGGCUGACUUCACCGUGUCAAUCAAAGAAGAGCUCGGACCGACGUGCAGAGCCGUCACGUCUGAGGCACCUGGGGUGGAACCGAACCCCGGAGAUGACAAGAGGCCGUCUGCACAACAAGCAGCUGCUCGGACACAAAAUCCAAAAAGCUCUCUCCGCAGACGGCUGCACGCGUUUGAUACUAACUUAACGUGUUAAUGUGUUUAUUUCACCAGACGUUUACACACAGCAGAGGACUCACUGAACUGAACACAUGUUAUAUAUCUGUUCGUGUGUUAACUCAAUAUGUUUAAAAUGUCCAAUCAGACAUUCGCACUUUGAAGAAAACACAUUCCUCCAUGACCCUCAUGCUUCUAACAGGGUUAACAUGACGAUGAUGAAGUGUGACAAGCUCCCAUGGCAAAGUCCAUCAUGGUCGAUCUUUAUUGGUGUAUAUGGCUGACAUGUUGCCAAGAAGAACAGUUUUAUUGAAAUGACAUUAUCCUGUUUUGUUGGUUUAAUCCAUGAAGCUGAGAUCUAUUCCUAUUGCCCCCUAACAAAGCGUGUUCUGUGUUUUAUUCUUCAUCGCGUGUCAUUGUUACAUGAAGAAAAUGGCUUCUCAGGCAGCUCCGAUGAUGUGAGGGAAUGUGACACUGCUAUAUUUGAAUGUAAAGUGCCUGGUGGGUAUGCAGUGACCUGCUACGCGCACUUAUAACUGAAAAAGGGUUUUGGGGAGAUCAGUGAUCUGACAUCAAUCUUCCAAUCGCCUGAGGAAACAACGAGACAACACAGGAAGAUGCCAGAUGUCCCAGAGGAAAGGAGAAUUCAAAAUAGCAUCUCUUCUAUGUCUUUCCUUUUCCUCCCUCGACAUAACUGAGCUCCAUUUAAGGAUCAAUAUGAGAUUUAGACUAUUUUCUCAUACGUCUUAAAUUUAGCUCCUGAGAAAUAACUUUCCUCUUGUCUCAGCCUGAUCCUCAGUUCAGAUCUUCAAAUGCUCCCAUUUCUGUCGCCCUCCGGGUUGGGAGAAACGGAUCAGAAUUGAGUAAUACUCAAAAAAGAAUGUAUUUAUUUCUCAUGAGACAAAGAAAAGACAGUGAGCCAAUGAGAUUGUGAAGACAUAUCUUACCCAGGGGCGUUUCACAAAACCUGGGAGGCCGAACACAAUUGUUGUUGCUGUGGAGAAACGUAAUCAGUCGUUCUCGGGGGCCCCCUUCUCAGUUUGGGGGCCGAGGUAACUGCAUGGCAUCUGUACCCUGUUGAAACGCCCCUGGUCUUAUCAUCACUGCGUCUACUUCCUGUACCGUGACCCCAGGUGAUGGUUUACAUGGAAAACCUGUUGUCACCCCAAUGGAUCAUCUGUGUGUUUGAGACUAUUUAAGACCCUGAUCCUCUGCAUCGUGCACAAUGUGCUGCUGUUACUUGCACAAGUGAAAGAACUUUCUUUUUCUUAUUUUACUUCUAUAAAUGAUCAUUGAUUUCCCUGCGUGUGUGUGUUGAAAUGCUGACGUAGGUUUUUACAGAACGUGGUGACAAAACAAACACAAUCCUGUUUUGAAUUUAUUGCUUUGAAUGUCCCAACGCACCAGAACAACUGGUGGAGUCUCUGCUUACUGGUCCCCAGUUGAACUUAAACGCUCCCCCAGUUGUCUGCAGAGCGUCUGAGUCAUGUUCCCUUCAUACACAAGAACACAUGGUUGACACAGACACACGUUGCUAUCAGGUGACGCGUUUGCUCGCCGUUCAUCCCGAAGCCCCGCGGGCCUUAUAUUUAACUUUGGUGUAAUAGUGUAAGAAUUAUGACAGAAAGUUUGUCUUAGAGGUAAAGAACACAGGGUUUAUGUUACAGUGAGACUGACAUGUGGCGACCUCUUGAUCCUCCAGAGCACAUUCCUCUCAUACGGAGCGUCGGCCAGCAUGUAGGAGCUCCACAUGUGGGCUAAAUAUGUAGCUACACCCCCAACACACACAAACAACCACCCCCAGGCUCAACAUGUAUACAGUCCUUCGGUGAAGCGGACUUAAGGGGAAGAGAUCUAGGAUCAGAUUUCUGUCUUAGCAUUUUAAACCACUGCCUGUCAGUGGGUUUAAGUCGCCCCUCGUUAGCCUGGUCCCUCUGAAUGUCUCAGAACAGCCCCUCUGUGUGUGUCCAUGUGCUGGCCUCUGGACCCAAAACAUCAUCUGGACAAAACUAAGACUUAAAAAAUCUGAACACUACUGAGUCAAGUGUCAUCUGCAGCGUUUAGGACCGACACUGUGGGACUUUUCACUGAGCUGCUGCUGAAUGCGAAGCCUAUUCAGACUUUUUAUUGAGUGUGUUUGCGUCGCUGUCUGAAAACAGUCAUAGAAAACAGUGUGAGGGUCACUGCUCAGCCAGGUUAUUUUCAGGGUCUGUUACUAACCCAUCAUGGGGUAACAUUUCAUUGCUAGGCUGCACAAACACACACAGGCGCAGCAUGCAUGAAGCAACACACACACAGUACAUACAAACCAAUCUACCACUAUAAACAUUAUACUGUAUAACAACUCAUGUUUACAUUUGAACUUUUUUACCUGAAUCUGAAAACUCCUUUUUAUAUUUAGUUGCUGGUUGUAAAAUCAGUUCUACUUUAACAGAACAGUUGAGUUUUUUUUGUUGUGUAAAGAGAAAUGUUACAAGCAGAGGAACCACGUGUUGCCAGUCUGGACCUUUACCAUUGCCCCUGUGUCAUUGUGAUGGACCGGGCUUUUAAGCCGGUUGCACCUGUACGGCUGGGAAUGAUUUAGAAAUGUCAAGAAAGUCCCACAAUGAUCAGAUUAUUACAUUGGUCACCUCAAAAGUUUUUCCUCAACUCAUUUUGAGCAUCAGUACUAAAAUGCCUGCACAAACAAGACAAUUACAAUUCACUUAAUUCAGAAUUUAACAAGGAAGGCACUCACUAGAGUACAUACCUCCAACAAGACCCAACCAUCAUUCAAUCAAGUGGCACCCAAUUACACACACUCAUCAGUUCAUCAAGAUCCAGGAUUUAUUCUCUGAGAAAUCAAGGAAAAUGUUAAAAACAAUCUCACCAGAGGAAAUAAAAGAAACGCACACAACAUUUUAGUGAAAAUAAGCAACAGGUUUAAUUUUAUUUUCAAUACCAGAGUAAAACUACAUAAAAACCAUGUCACCCAUCAUGAAACCAGGAAAUUCUUCAGGCGAUAGCUUCAGCUGAUGAAUCUAGAGCUACUUGCAGGUGAAGGUCAUACAUGUAAAGUAUUUCAGUUUGAAUGGACACAUUUUUAAAUGAUUUCUAUUGUAGUUAGUCAGCUGUAAAGAUAGAUUUUGAAUGGCAGCAUUUUUACAGUGUCAACAUUAUCCAAUAUAUCAACUCUGGAGAAGUGGUGCAAUUUAACAUGGGUGCAGUACACAACUCGUACCACAAGAUGUCGCUAAGACAACAGGAUGAGGCGAGGACAACAGAGGUUUCCCAUCACUGCCCUCUGCUGGCGAUAUCUUUGAAAUUCUGCAUUAGGGUACGAAUGAUGAGGAUUUUAUUAUAAUUUCUUUGAUAAAAACAAAUAGGUCACAGUUCAGCAUGCACACAUUCAUUACACAGGUCCAAAGUAAAACUGAUCAAAGGGACUAAUCUACUGGAACAUGGCAUCGGUGGACAGGCGGGUCAGGCUUUGUGAUCAUUUGGUGAAAACUGUCACAGGUCGGAAUAUGAACACGAGAUGUUUUAAAUGUGUACUUUAUAUGCAAGUUGGACUAUAAUGUUCACGGAGCUCAUUCAAUGACAGUUAUUAACUUAAACGUUUCCUACAAUCAAGUCAGUGGAGUGUUUUGUUUAAGCCAUUAUUCUUCCUUUGGAAACAAACCGCAGACAUUCACACACAUACCUUCAUUCAUGAGGAACCCUGGGAAAUGGCACUAUGGACCCAGAUGUAACAAAUAAAGAUUAAUUAUUAUUAUUAUUAUCAUCAUCAAUUAAUUAAGACAAAAAAAAACUCAACAUAAACAAUAAAUUGGUCCAAUAAAAGUGCUAUUUGCGAUUUAGGAGUAUCUUAACACUGAGGAGUUUAUGAACAAUACAAUAGAAAUAAAAUAAAAGUACUAUCAACACAAAUAUAAGGACACUAAUAAUAAAAAAGGUCUGAGAAAAAAAAAA
Molecule: messenger RNA, 6317 nt
Organism: Hippoglossus stenolepis (Pacific halibut)
Lineage: Eukaryota; Metazoa; Chordata; Actinopteri; Pleuronectiformes; Pleuronectidae
Gene: klhl38a
Product: kelch-like family member 38a
Exons: 4
Coding region: 291-2042 (583 amino acids)
Molecular function (GO): protein binding
Source: RefSeq, a predicted model, not a curated record